Molecule: messenger RNA, 1320 nt
Organism: Sorex araneus (European shrew)
Lineage: Eukaryota; Metazoa; Chordata; Mammalia; Eulipotyphla; Soricidae
Product: carcinoembryonic antigen-related cell adhesion molecule 20-like
Exons: 8
Coding region: 1-1320 (439 amino acids)
Biological process (GO): heterophilic cell-cell adhesion
Cellular component (GO): cell surface
Source: RefSeq, a predicted model, not a curated record
AUGGUGCUUCUGACCAAUGCAACACUCACGGCCAGCUCGACCACGGUCACGGAGCACAAAGACUCCCUGACUCUGCUGUGUGAGACCCAGGAGACCGCGGUCACCAUCCACUGGUUCUUCCAGAACCACCCCCUUGUGCUGGAUGCGCACAUGAGUUUGUCGGACGAUGACAGGAACCUCACCUUCACCACCGUGCAGCGGACAGACUUCGGGACUUACCAGUGUGAAAUCCAAAACGCGAGUCAUUCCCUAAAGAGCAACAUCCAGAACAUUGUGGUCAACUAUGGCCCCGACCCUUUUACAAUCACGCUGGACAUUGAGAACGCCAACUGGAAGAUGGAGGAGGUGCCCAGGGGCUCCCAUGUGACCUUCUCCGUGAACAUUCAGUCCUACCCGCCCCCAAAUUUCACUUGGACUGUCCCCUAUAACGUCGAACAACCGAUUACCACCUUCAGAUUCUCCAUCCCCCACAUCACCGGGAAACACAGUGGCACCUACAGAUGCGUGGUCAGCAACCUUGUCACUCAGCUGACCCACAUGGACACCCUGGAAAUCCAGGUGCCAGACCACCUGACCCCACCGUCCAUCCUGGUGUCCAGCGACUUCCUGGUGGAGAGUGACACUGGCCCACCCGUGAACCUGACCUGCAGGACGAACCACACGGACCUGAGUGUCCACUGGCUACUUGGGGGCCAACCUCUGCAGCCCAACGAGCGCCUGGUGCUGUCCACUGACAACCGCACCCUGGCCAUCUACCGUCUCCGGCGCUCGGACACGGGGCCCUACCAGUGCCUGGUGUGGGACAGUACCAGCGAAGCCCGCAGCGACCCUGUCCACCUGGACAUCUACUACGGCCCCGACCAGGUGAACAUCAGCAGCAGCACACAGGACAUGCCCAGACCCGUCCUUGAGGCCGCCCUGGGCUCCAACCUGACCUUGAACUGCCAGACAGACGCCCACCCCAGCCCUCAGUACCACUGGACCUCCAGGAACCGGACAUACGCCACCAACCAGCUCGUCUUCGAGGCCUUGACUUGGGAGGAUGAUGGGGUGCACACAUGCACAGCCACGAACCCUCAGACCGGCAAGAGCAGCUCCAACUCGGUGGUGCUCAGACUGGGGGGUCCCUCCCCGGCCCUGUCUGCAGGAGCCAUCGCUGGCAUCACCGUGGGGGUCGUGGCCGCCAUUCCCGCCACUGUGGGCUUGUUGCACCUCUGCGGCAUCAUAAGAGUGUACAUGCGACUCGAUCUCGUUUUCAUGCUGUCUAGAGAACAUAUGCUGUCUAAAGAACAUAUGCUGUCUCCGCCUAUGCAGCAGUGA